GGCAAACAAGAGGGCUCGAAAGAAUGCCGCUGCUGCAGCUGCUGCCGCCGCCGCUGCUGCAGCCGCAGCUGAGACUACCACUCAUCCUGUUGGGGUUGAUACAUUCUGGACAUCUUGCAACCGCUGCCGGAUGCAGUAUGAGUACCUAAGAAUUUAUCUUAAUCAUAACCUGCUGUGCCCAAAUUGCCAUAAUGCAUUCUUGGCAGUGGAGACUGGGUUCCCAUGCAACGGAAGCAGUUCAUCAUUCUCCUGGUCAACCAAGCAGCAGCCACAGCAGAACCACAAUUCAACCAAGCAUUCAUAUGGCUCAACAAGCAGGACUUCUAGCAUCCCUGGGACAGGGCAUGGGGGGUACCAGCAAGAUAAUGCUUAUGAUUCCUACAACAAUCAAGGCUUCCAGUGGAAUCAGUACUCCAAGACAACACCUGCAGCUGGUACCAAUGCUUAUGGUACACAUGCCUUGGAGAAACAGAGAAAGAAGCAUGAUGAGAGCUACAGCUACAACUAUUCUGAAAGCGGCAACUUAUAUGUCCAUGAGAAAGCUGCUUCAAGGCGUGGUCGCUUCUCAAAGCGGAGAAGGCAUAAUUACGAUACUUACACUACUGUGGAUUUUGGUGGCGAUAACAAAGAAACAGUUGCCGCAAGCACAGAACCAACUGCUGUUUUCACUGAUGUGGGACGGGUCAACGGUACUUCAGCGGAAAGGUUUAGAUCUGCAGUGAGUGGAAGAAGAGCAAAUGUUCUUGGUGAGAUUACCCAGAUUGAUACACGAAGUCUACUUCUUGAGAAAGCCAAGGCAACUGUCCGCAAAAAAUUGCAGGAGUUAAACAUUACAUCAUCUUCACGAUUUGCAGAGAGAAGAGGAUCUGAAGGAAAGCUAAAUCCUUGUGGCAACAACAUAAAGGUCAAUGGUGUCCUCUCUGACAAACCUGGCAAGGGAGUCAAGCUAUGUAGCUCAAGAAGCAUAGAAAUCCAAGUGCCUGAUACUGAUGACAAGAAUCCAGAGCAGCGCCGUGUACCUGUGUCAAUUGACGUCCCAGACCCCGACUUCCAUGAUUUCGAUAAAGAUCGAACAGAGAAGGCAUUUGACAGUGAUCAAGUGUGGGCUACAUAUGACAGCGAAGAUGGCAUGCCUCGCCUAUAUGUAAUGGUUCAGAAAGUUCUUUCGAUGAGGCCUUUCCGGAUCCGCAUGAGCUUUCUCAACUCAAAGUCAAAUAUCGAACUGGCACCUAUAAGCUGGGUUGCCUCCGGUUUCCAGAAGACAUGUGGCGAUUUCAGGGUUGGGAGAUAUCAGGUCAGCGAAACGGUCAACAUAUUUUCACACAGAGUGAGCUGGACUAAAGGUCCCCGAGGCGUCAUCAGGAUUGUUCCCCAGAAAGGGGAUACAUGGGCCUUGUACCGCAACUGGUCUCCUGAUUGGAAUGAGCUUACACCCGAUGAUGUGAUAUACAAGUAUGAGAUAGUAGAAGUCGUUGAUGAUUUCACCGAGGAGCAAGGGCUGACCGUCAUCCCGUUGCUGAAGGUUGCCGGAUUCAAAGCUGUCUUCCACAGACACAUGGAUCCCAAGGAGGUCAGGAGGAUACCGAAGGAAGGGCUGUUCCAGUUCUCACAUCGAGUUCCUUCUCGUCUUCUGACCGGUGAAGAAGGCAACAACGCCCCGAAAGGUUGCCAUGAGCUGGACCCCGCCGCAACUCCAGUGGACCUUCUUAAGGUUAUCACGGAGCUCAAGGAAGAUGCGGUGGGCGCAGACUGCUAAAUAGGAGAAGGGGGCAACUCUGAACACUGAAGAUAGGUAGCUGGAUGUCUGGACGAUCAGAUCCCACUUGGUUAAUGACACGGUGCAAGCACAUGAUGGUAUCUAAAGCUCUACUACGUCAUCUUAUUUUUGGCUGAUGACUUGGACAAUACUGCCAGGGCAAGCAGCCUGCGUGACGGAGUUCUGACCCUUUUAAUUCUUAGGCAUUUCUAACAUUUGAUUUCAUCUCUACACGAACUGAUUAAAUGGCCAUUGGGAGGAGACUGCACACGGCAUCAUCGGUGAGGAGGUUAGUCGACGGGAGGUUGUUUACUUGUUUGUGUUGCCGCUCUGUAAUGUACUGUAGGAGGCAAGUCUGAGUCGAGGGACAAGAGCUGCAAGGCUUGGCUUGCCCGUGUACCCCGCAUUUGUGUACCCUGUUUUUUUACUUGUGAUGUUGUAUUUCCUUCGGUUUUAUAGUAAUUCAUCGCCAUGAUGUUGAACCUGAU
Molecule: messenger RNA, 2244 nt
Organism: Zea mays
Lineage: Eukaryota; Viridiplantae; Streptophyta; Magnoliopsida; Poales; Poaceae
Exons: 1
Coding region: 131-1756 (541 amino acids)
Source: RefSeq, marked provisional